Molecule: messenger RNA, 2242 nt
Organism: Erinaceus europaeus (western European hedgehog)
Lineage: Eukaryota; Metazoa; Chordata; Mammalia; Eulipotyphla; Erinaceidae
Gene: ST3GAL3
Product: ST3 beta-galactoside alpha-2,3-sialyltransferase 3
Exons: 12
Coding region: 170-1294 (374 amino acids)
Molecular function (GO): sialyltransferase activity
Source: RefSeq, a predicted model, not a curated record
CGCCCAUGCAGCCCACCGCGUCGUGGGCGCCCGCCGGGGUCCCCCGCGGCUGCUACCGCCGCCGCUUGCGCCGUCGCCUCCGCUUUCCCGCCCGCGUUCGGCCGGGCGCCGCCUGCCCCCUGCUUCCCUCUCCGCUGCGGUCAUGUAGGAAAUCAUAAAUCAUGUGAAGAUGGGACUCUUGGUAUUUGUGCGCAAUCUGCUGCUAGCCCUCUGCCUUUUUCUGGUACUGGGAUUUUUGUAUUAUUCUGCGUGGAAGCUACAUUUACUCCAGUGGGAGGACUCCAAUUCAGUGGUUCUUUCCUUUGACUCCGCUGGACAAACACUAGGCUCAGAGUAUGAUCGGUUGGGCUUCCUCCUGAAGUUGGACUCUAAACUGCCUGCUGAGUUAACCAGCAAGUACGCAAACUUCUCAGAAGGUGUUUGCAAGCCUGGCUACGCUUCAGCCUUGAUGACGGCCAUCUUCCCCCGGUUCUCCAAGCCAGCACCCAUGUUCCUGGAUGACUCCUUCCGCAAGUGGGCAAGGAUCCGGGAAUUUGUGCCGCCUUUUGGGAUCAAAGGUCAAGACAACCUGAUCAAAGCCAUCCUGUCAGUCACCAAAGAGUAUCGCCUAACACCUGCCUUGGACAGUCUCAACUGCCGCCGCUGCAUCAUUGUGGGCAAUGGAGGUGUCCUUGCCAACAAGUCUCUGGGGUCACGAAUUGAUGACUAUGACAUUGUGGUCAGGUUGAAUUCUGCGCCUGUGAAAGGCUUUGAGAAGGACGUGGGCAGCAAAACCACCCUGCGCAUCACCUACCCCGAGGGCGCCAUGCAGCGGCCCGAGCAAUAUGAACGUGAUUCUCUCUUUGUCCUCGCUGGCUUCAAGUGGCAGGAUUUCAAGUGGCUGAAGUACAUCGUCUACAAAGAGCGCGUGAGCGCAUCAGACGGCUUCUGGAAGUCUGUGGCUACCCGAGUGCCCAAGGAGCCUCCUGAGAUUCGCAUCCUCAACCCAUAUUUCAUCCAGGAGGCCGCCUUCACCCUCAUCGGACUCCCCUUCAACAAUGGCCUCAUGGGCCGCGGGAACAUCCCGACCCUCGGCAGCGUGGCUGUGACCAUGGCACUACACGGCUGUGAUGAGGUGGCAGUUGCAGGCUUUGGCUACGACAUGAGCACACCCAAUGCACCCCUGCACUACUAUGAGACCGUGCGCAUGGCAGCCAUCAAAGAGUCCUGGACACACAAUAUUCAGCGUGAGAAAGAGUUUCUGAGGAAGCUAGUAAAAGCCCGUGUCAUCACUGACCUAACCAGUGGCAUCUGAGGUGGGCCCAGCACACAGCCACAGAGGUCCAGGCCCCUCCAGGAACAAGGAGCAGUUGCCACCACCUGCCUACUUGAUUGGCCUCAGUCUGGCUCUGCCUGAAAGGCACAGGAGUCUUCAGACCCAGAGAAGGAUAGUGCCAAGUGAUCCCCGGGCUGGUGAGGCCAUGGCAGGGCAGCCAGAGCUGUGUCUGCUCAGAGACCAGCACUCAGCCUCACUCUCAGUCUGGAUCCUUGAAGCCAGAAGGCCAAGAGGCCUCUGGCUGUGCCCAGCAGGCCCCACAUGCAGGAGGUGGGACAUUCAGCAGCAGGGCCGCUGCCGGAAUCAUUUCUCCAAUCAGUGUUUGGUGUAUUAUCAUUUUGUGAAUUCGGGUUGGGGGGAGGGGAGGGAUAAUUUAUUUUUAAAUAAGGUUGGAGAUGUCACAUUGGAUCUACUUGCUGUGCAGAAAGAGGCCCACUAGAGGGCCCAUCAGGCAGUGAUACCAACAGGGUCCUGCAGAGUGGGAAUACCAUGACUAGCUGGACCCUACUCUGGGGCUGCAGGAGAGGAACAAGUUGUCUGUCAUGCCAGGCCCUUCCAGCCCACAACACUGUUUGGCCUUUCUUGGGGUUUUCCUGCUCACAAGCCCCUAACUAUCCCACAGCACAACCCUGGAACCAUCCUUUAAGACAAUAAGAUAGUCUCCAGGCUAGUACAGUGAACUCCAGGGCUUAGGAGUUGAGGCCUGGCCCAGCCCAUGGGGCUAGCCCCCUCCCCAGCUGCAACUGAUCCACAGGACAUUGCCCCCCACAUCUGGAGUGGACCAUCUGGGCAGGUUUCAGCAAUGAGGCUGUUAGACCAUUGGGUUCUGCCUUUAACCUGGAACAGAGGGAACAGUGCGAGAACCUUACCCAGGCUGUGGCAGCCUAUGGAACAGCCGUCAUGGAAGCAAUAAAGCUCUUCCCUGAA